Messenger RNA from Strongylus vulgaris, 315 nucleotides. Lineage: Eukaryota; Metazoa; Nematoda; Chromadorea; Rhabditida; Strongylidae. The record is from the annotation of a GenBank genome assembly.
AUGGCGCAACAUUUCUCGAACCGAUUGCCAAGCAUUUCGAUAAAUUUUGUGUUAUGCAUGUUUUCGUCAUUGUUGUUGGCCUAUCUGUACAAACGUUUUAUGGCUCCUGGCGCAGUAUCGCGCCAAGUGCGUUUAUUAUUUCCGCCACUUGUUGGGAUCUCAUUUUGUUUCUUCUGUUUUGGCCGGUUAGUUGCAAAAAAAUUUAAACAAAAUCCAUAUGCACUUACUCGUGAGUUGACUUCUAAUGACUUCUUUCGAUUGCGUGAUCAUCGGAUUUUUCACGUAACUUUCGAUGAGAAAAAGAAAACGCAAGGG